UGUCGCGGAGGAGGAGGCGGCGGCGGGCGGCCGGUGGGGAUGCGCUCGGAAGAGGGGGCAGGAGGCCCGGGCGCUGCCCUGUCUGCGCGGGGCCCCAGCUGGAGGGAGAAACUGUCGGCCCCGGAGGCCCAAUUCCGCCGCGAGUCGCCUCGGAGGGAGUCCGCGCUGGCCCCGGCCCCGUCCUUCAGUGAGAGCGGGGCGGGCAAGCCUCGCGAGGAAAAGAGGACGGCGCUGAGCAAGGUGGUCCUCCGGCGUCUGCCCCCUGGCCUCACCAAAGAGCAGCUGGAGGAGCAACUGCGCCCCCUGCCUGCGCACGACUACUUCGAGGUGGUAGCUGCGGACCUCAGUCUCUAUCCUCAUCUCUACUCACGAGCGUACAUUAACUUCCGGAACCCUGAUGACAUCCUUCUGUUCAGAGAUCGCUUUGAUGGAUAUAUCUUCAUUGGCAAUAAAGGCCUGGAGUAUCCCGCAGUGGUGGAGUUUGCUCCGUUCCAGAAGAUUGCCAAGAAGAAGCUGAAGAAAAAGGAUACCAAGACUGGAAGCAUUGAAGAUGACCCAGAAUAUAAACAGUUUCUGGAGACAUACAGCUUGGAGGAAGAAAAAGCCGGUGCCAGUCCUGAGACACUUCUGGGAGAGAUAGAAGUGAAGACGAGAGAGCUCCUGGCCAGAAGAACCACACCUCUUUUGGAAUAUAUUAAAACUAGAAAACUAGAAAAGCAGAGAAUUCGAGAAGAAAAACGCGAAGAGCGGAGGAGGAGGGAGCUGGAAAAGAAGCGUUUCCGGGAAGAAGAGAAAAGGAAAAGGAGGGAAGAGGAGAAGUGGAGAAGGAAGGAGGCGGAUAAGCAGAAGAGAGCUGAGAAGGAGGUGAAGAUUAAGCUUCUCAAGAAACUGGAAACAGGGGAAGAAGCAGCCACAGAGAAGCACAAAGAAAGAGGUGACGAAAAGCAGGAAGCCCGGCCAGUGGAAAGCCUGCCAGAGAUGCCUGGGGAGAGGUUUUGACAGCUGUCUAACAUCACAAGAAUGAAGAAGAGACUCUCUCCGUGUGAUUAUGUGGCCACCCAGGCAUUUGAAGCAAGAAGUCCGAUUUUCCCUGUCACGGGUUCAAAGAAUAAUCAAAACUUUUUUUUUUUAUAAAAUUCUCUGUGUAUUUUCCUUAAAUAUCAGAGGCAGACAGAUAAUAGAUUGUGACCAGCCAGGACUCUCACCUGCUCCUUAACAAAAGGAAUGACUCAAAACUCAGGAUUUUAAAAGCUGUGUACCUCUGUGUGCUCACAAAGGUAUUCUUUGUUUUUAUUUUGUUGUUCUUGUUUUUCGAGACAGAGUUUCUCUGUGUAACAGCCCUGGCUGUCCUGGAACUAGUUCUUGUAGACCAGGCUGGUCUCAAACUCACAGAGAUCCGCCUGCCUCUGCCUCCUGAGUGCUGGGAUUAAAGGUGUGUGCCACCACC
This is a messenger RNA of Chionomys nivalis (European snow vole), 1447 nucleotides long. RefSeq names its product UPF3A regulator of nonsense mediated mRNA decay (gene Upf3a). Gene Ontology annotation, biological process: positive regulation of translation; nuclear-transcribed mRNA catabolic process, nonsense-mediated decay. The record is from RefSeq and is a predicted model, not a curated record. Gene Ontology annotation, molecular function: telomeric repeat DNA binding. Bases 40 to 999 code for a protein of 319 amino acids. The transcript has 9 exons. Lineage: Eukaryota; Metazoa; Chordata; Mammalia; Rodentia; Cricetidae. Gene Ontology annotation, cellular component: cytoplasm; nucleolus.